UUUUUGAAGAUAUUUAUUGUUUUUUCUGUAAUUUUUGGAAAGAUUUAAUUUUAAAAAUUGUUUUGGGCCUUAUUUGGCUUUGGCAGACCUUAGAAGUCGCUUUAUAUUGGGACUCUUCCUUAAAUUCUGUACAGCCAAAUCAAUAUUCCCAUCAAAUUUAAUUAAAGCUACUCAAUUAUCUUAAGUGUCUAUUUAGAUAAAAAGAUUAAAGGUACUAUAAAACUGCAGCAACCUAAACAUGAUGUAUAGUAAACAGUACAAUGAACAUUCUUUUAAUUGUCAUCUUUUUGGUGACUCCAUCUUUUCUGGAGGGCAAAUCAUUGCGGGUGAUUGGAGGUCAUGAAGCAGUACCCCAUUCAAGGCCCUACGCCGUCACCGUAGUGUCUGGCGUUUUCUGUACUGGCAUGCUGAUCUCCCCCAACUACGUACUGACUGCAGGACAUUGUACCAGCGGUGCUAAGCAAUUGGUGAUCACCUUGGGGGCCCACAAUAUAUCCCAACCAGAGACUGAGGGACAAGUCAUAAUGGUGUCCGAGGAAUACAUUUUACACCCCAACUUCCAGCUAAAUGUCUUGGUCAACGAUAUUUCGUUGGUGCGUCUGCCCCAACCGGUUGAAUUCACGGACCACAUCCAACCGAUCAAGCUCCCCACAAUGGAAGACGACGACGUAGUCGGAAGGAAGGGCAUACUGGCCGGGUGGGGCGUCAUAGACCCGACCAGACCCGAAACCUACCACGAGAGCGACGUGCUGAUGGAAGUCGAGCUGGAAGUCUCCGACAGGGACAAGUGUGCCUACUUAUUCUCGAUGGUGAACGAAAGAAAUAUUUGCACGUCGGGAAUGGGACCAGUCGGUGCUUGCGCCGGCGACUCGGGCGGUGCCCUGGUUUCCGAUGGUGAAGUAAUCGGUAUAGUUUCGUACGGUGCCGCUAGGUGCAUCACCCAAUAUCCCACUGUGUUCACCAGAGUUAGCAGCUUCAAGAAUUGGAUCUACGAGAAUACCGACCUCGAGCCAUGAACGAAAGGAACAAAAUUAAAUAGUACAUAAAAUAUACGUCAUAUCUAGAAUAUUAAAUUAAUAAAAUCCUCUCUUCGAAU
Molecule: messenger RNA, 1096 nt
Organism: Aethina tumida (small hive beetle)
Lineage: Eukaryota; Metazoa; Arthropoda; Insecta; Coleoptera; Nitidulidae
Product: brachyurin-like
Exons: 3
Coding region: 261-1016 (251 amino acids)
Biological process (GO): proteolysis
Molecular function (GO): serine-type endopeptidase activity
Source: RefSeq, a predicted model, not a curated record